Molecule: messenger RNA, 627 nt
Organism: Carya illinoinensis
Lineage: Eukaryota; Viridiplantae; Streptophyta; Magnoliopsida; Fagales; Juglandaceae
Exons: 2
Coding region: 7-474 (155 amino acids)
Source: RefSeq, a predicted model, not a curated record
GGAGGGAUGUGGGCAAUGGCAGUGCAGCACUGUAGAGAAGGAUAUUCAUUUCACUCCGUCUCGGCUGCUUCAAUUCAGGUGAAAAGUUCUCUCUUUACUUUUCGAUUUGGCGUUGCCAGAAACCUUGAAACAUUGAGAAAAGUUUGGGACGUCAGGGCCUCGGGAUUUCGUGGAGAAAGAAAAUCUGGGUUCGGUCUUUUUGGGUGUCAAAGCAAGCCAUCAAUUGAAAUGUGCCACUAUCAACCAUGGGAAGAUGCUCCACACCAAGGUGAAGAUUUUCCACAAAGAACGGGAAAUGGCAUAGAGCAUAUGGAGGCAAGGUGGGAAACCCGGAUGGCAAUGUUAGAGGCACGAAUAGCAAGAGUCGAGGCUCGGGUGGAAAAACUUGAGGCAACAAUGCUGCAAAUGCGAAGGGGGAUGCGUGUUGUAUGCGUAAUGUUUUUGGUUGCUGUCGUGUAUUCUAUAUGCAAAUAGAUACCAUUGAUGAUUGCACUUAUUAUUAAUUACUGUAUUUCUUCUAUAUGAGAUGUAUAAUAGGUAUUUGAUGCAUAUAUAGACUGAAGAAUCUUCAUGUAAGAAUGCCUAUACAAAAAAAAAUCUUUAUGUAAAGAUGUAUGUUCAGAAAAA